Messenger RNA from Scophthalmus maximus (turbot), 5768 nucleotides. RefSeq names its product myelin-associated glycoprotein. The record is from RefSeq and is a predicted model, not a curated record. The transcript is spliced from 12 exons. Lineage: Eukaryota; Metazoa; Chordata; Actinopteri; Pleuronectiformes; Scophthalmidae. Bases 272 to 2221 code for a protein of 649 amino acids.
UGGUACAGAGAGUGGCGAGAGGUCUUUGAUGGCGACAGGCUGGCGUGACGCUUUGCGUGCGAGUGUCAGAGAGACGGCUCAGACGGGAGGUUGGUGAAUGCUCGCAGCUCGGCCACGAUCACCUACACAGAGAAGAAGAAGGCUGUGGAGCUGUCUGGGUGUGAGUGAACACCCUCUAGAGGAGCUGCUGACGAGCCAUACCCGCAGUGCUUCUGUCUGUUUCUACCAUCAGCAUUUCCAGAGGUCUAUGGUCCAGCAUUGAGCAGAGACCAUGUGGUGUUUGGAGCUGCUCGUAACACUGCUGUUGAUCAUCAAAGAUGCCAGUUGCCAGUGGAACGUCUGGGUGCCCCGGGACAUCUCAGCCAUGACUAACUCCUGCGUGGUCAUCCCCUGCACCUUCAUGUAUCCAGCUGGCGUCAGGCCGUACCGCGGCAUCCACGGUAUCUGGUACUUUGGCCAGCCCUACCCUCAGCUCUUCCCUCCGGUGGUCUUCAAAACGCGCACGGACGUCGUGCACGAGAGCUACAAGGGCCGCACCAAGCUGCUGGGCGACCUGCACCAGAGGAACUGCACUCUGCUCAUCAACAACAUUGGCACAGAGCACUCGGGGAGAUACUACUUCCGCGCCGACCUCGGCGGAGCCAACAUGUACACGUACCCCGACUUUGCUGAGCUCAAAGUUCUCGAUCAACCCAACAUCGACGUCCCCGAGGAGAUUGUCAGCGACGAGAAUCUGGAGUUGACAUGUUACGCCCCUGACAACUGCCCCGACAUGACUCCGGAGAUCCAGUGGCUGUACACCGACUACCUGCCCGACCCGGAGUUCUCCACCGACUACCUGGAGGAGAGCAACACGGCGGUGCUCUCGAGCACCCUCACCUUCGUACCCAGACCCAUGCACAACGGACAGCUCCUGGGCUGCAGGGUCUACUACCCCAACACCACACUGGUCUACGAGAGGCUCGUCUCUCUGGACGUCAAGUAUUCGCCACGUUCGGUGUGGGUCAAUAUGUCCUCGGAGGUGAUGGAGGGCAGUUCCGUCGUGCUGCACUGCGAGGUGGACAGCAACCCUCCGUCCAAGAUCUCCUGGAUGUUUGGAGACCAAGAGCUGCUGUGGGACACGGCGUCCAACAUCUCGCUCCCCCUGGACGACGUGACGCCCGCGCAGGAGGGAAUCUACACCUGCGUCGGCGACAACGGCUAUGGCAUGAUGAAUACCUCACUCUACCUGGCUGUCAAGUACCCUCCGCGCGAGCCCCUGGUGAACGACUCCAUGACGGUCCAAGAGGGCGCCUCGCUGGCCUUGCACUGCAGCACCCAGGGCAGCCCGGCCCCGACCCUCACCUGGCUCAAAGACGGCGAGCUGGUCGGCACCAUCACCGCCGACGAGCUGUCGGUGCUGGAGAUCGUGGAGAUCACGCCGCGGGGAGACGGGCAGUACCGCUGCCUGGCCGAGAAUGAGCACGGCCGGGCCAGCAGUUCCCUCAACGUCACUGUCGAGUAUGCCCCCGUCCUCCUGGAGGAGUCAAAGUGCACCGUGGUGAGGGAGGGCGUCCAGUGCGUCUGCAUGGCCACGGGCAAUCCCGAGCCCACCAUCGAGUUCUACCUGCCCGACGUGAACGUCACCAUCAACGAGACGGACGGCCGGUACAACUUCUACACACACACAGACGGACACACCUCCACGGGAAUGAUCAAGCUGCGGGAGAAAGGGGAUCGGUUCGACAACGGCGGCCCGGCCGUCAACGUCCACUGCAGCAUCUCCAACAUGCACGGACGAGAGAGCGUACUCCUGGAGCUACAGCAGGAGAAAAAGUACAUGAUGGCCGUCAUCGUUGGCACCAUUGGAGGAGUGGCGGUCAUAGCCUUCAUCAUUGCAGCAGUGAGAUACGUCGGCCACAACAACAAGAAAGAGAAUGGCAACCCUAGGCAGGAAGUGGUCCUGGAGAACCCAGCGUUGUACUACAGCGCAGUCAAGAAGGACAAACAAAAUCUGAGGAAGAAAGUGCUUAAGACAGAGCUGUUGGGCUCAAAGUUUAACUCCAUUCUAGAGGAGACUACGGGAGAAGACGGGGAUUAUCAACCUGUGGGCUCUAUGGCGGGACUGGAGAAGCAAGAGCUGAAUUACGCCGCUCUGGAGUUCAUCGGGGCCAGGCCUAGGGAGGGGGCCUCGGGGAGGGGGGAUGACGGCAGCAACUACACGGAAAUCAAAGCCAAAUGAAUCGCGAUCCUUCCCUGAUCCCUCGGCCGAGCGAGACGCAGUGGCAAACCCCGUAUCACACACAUGAUCCGCCCCAUAAACUGUAUAGUAACUCCCCUCCUCUACUGGAUUCCCCUCUGCAUACGAUGACUCUUUGAUUCUCAUUUCUUCAUAUUUGUUACAUAUAACGCAUCACUUGAUGCCAGUACUUCCCCCCUCCUCUCAUGCUGUCCCCUCUCCCACGCGAUGCCCCUUCAUACGCCACAAUUUGGAAAAACUGGUACUUUCUGGGGAUCUUAGCAUGACUCAUUGGAACAAUGUAAAAUAAAUUAUUAACAUUUUCUAGCCUCAGUUGUAAUGCAUGGGCUCUAAAACAUGCAGUGAUAACAAGUGGCCAUGUGUUUUUUUUUAUGUUGCUUUCUCCACAUCCGUCAUUGCAAUUGUUGGAGUUGUCAUCGAAUGAACGUACAUCUGAGUGCUCGCAUCCAUCUCACUGUUCCCUCGUACAUCCGUCUCUCUUGUAACUGUCACUGUGUCUGCUGCCAGCCGAAGCAUCGGGGCAGGGGGUAACCGUGCUUCCUGUUCUCUUCCUGUUUAUGCAUGUCUGCGGAACGAGAGCGAAACCCUCUCCUCUCUCUUCUUCGGUUAUUUACAUCCCGAGGAGGAGGUAACCAACUGAAGUGGGAGACGGAAACGCGUCUCCGAAUCUUGUUUCCUCACAAAUGUAUUUCGUGUGUGCUGUGACGCAGUAGCCUCUCAUAUUGAAUGAUAAAUGAAAAUGUCCACCAUCGAUUUUGAUGAUAAUUGAAGAGGUUUUAAAUUGAAGUAGAUCACUGUCCGGUUCUGAAAUGUGUCACAGCUUCUCUUCAGCAUCCAACAGUCGAAUGUGUAAAGUUUUUUUUGAAGGGUUUCCCACACCAUGGCCAACGCAAAACGUCUGUCUCAUCUUCUAUUUUGUCUCCUGGGCCUAGCUCUAUGAUUGAUCUAUCUUGGGGGGGGGGGACAGACCUAAAGCACAUCAUACUUACACGCGAGUGGCCAAAGUGUUAUCUCUUGUAGACAAUGUGUUUGCGUGCGUGCGUGCGUGCGUGAGUGAGUGCGUGUAUAUUUAUAUUGUGCUGAAAGAUCACAGGACCCUGCUCUCUGGGGUCUUUGGGAAGUUCGAGCAUCACCUCACUCAACAAGGCUGAUGUUUAUUUCUCGCGGGGUUGCAUCAGACAUUUGAAUGACAAAAAGUGAUGCUGAAAUUAGCCGGCUGCUUGUGCUAUUCAAAGUCAUUCGAUCAACCCGUGACGUAAUAUCAAAGUUCACUAAUGGUCUAACGUGAUAAUGAUGGUGUCAAUAAUAUAUUAAUAUAAUAUGUAUAUUGAGAGGGGAUGAUAGGAUGUAUAGUAAAUACCCCGCAUGAGUCUUGUGCUGGCAGGCGCACAGGAGGAAGGAUGAAGAGCCAGUGUGCAAAUUGAAAAAAACCAACCCACAAAUCAUUCAACCCCUCUGACCGAACAUUGUCUUGAUAUGAGCGUACACCAGAACAGUACCCAGCUUCUUAUUCUUGGGUGGGGGAGCCUUUUUCCUAUCAAGGGCCAUUUCAAUUUUUUAUAACAAUCCUUCGACGGCCAUGUUAAAUUAUUGGACACACAUAUCGCACUAACUUCCCCAAUGUGAACUGCUGACAUUUCCCACCCAUGCUCUAACUAGUGUGCACUGUACUCAAAGUGAAACCAGAGGCCAUGCCUACAUAAAGGGAAUAAUUUCACUGUGACCGCAGUUGAUUUUCAAGUAAACCUGUCGUGUUAGUCUGUUUUCUUCAAACCGUUCUACCCAAGCAGUGGGUGACAGGGUUUUAAGAGGAAAACCCUGUCCUGCCUCCUGGCCUAGUCCCUAGUCAGAGGGUAGAGCUCCAGUAACGAAGCUACGUGACCCAUAAUGCAGCCGACAGCAUCUUUUCAUUAAACCCUCUUAUAAUCCUCCAUUACUCCAUAUCAUAUCCUAGUUUGUUUUUUUUACUCUGCUGACUGAUAGAUCAGUUGUCAAGCUCAGGUCCAGAUAACCACAGUGACAUCACCGGGGCUCAUGUUUCUCCGACUUUGCAAAGCAAAUCUACUGCAGAACCUCAGUGGACAAUUAACAACAGUUGCUGAGCAGUGCUGCCCAUGACUAAUACUUGACCUUUAUGUCAGUAAGUUGGUGGAAUUCCCAUGUGUCCUCCCACCCAGAAGGCUGCCACUGCGCCCUUUCCCCCACUCUCGUUCUCCUGUUCCUCCACUUUGCAUCGUAUCUUGCAGGACAUUCGCUUCUUCUUGAAAAACAGCUCAUAGACACACUGGACUGAUUCACACGAUAAUUUUCAAUAAGACAGCAGGCUGUUAUUUAUGGCUUUUUCCGAUGGCCUUGUUGGAAGGCGUGGUGAAAAAAUAUUUUCUCCGAAUGAAUAAUGCCAAACUAUUACCUAGCAGUUAGUUUUACUCCAUAAGAAACGAUUACUAAAAUACUCACAGUAACAAUUUGACUUUCCAAAACGAUUUACUUCAUCGUGUUGAGACAUCGAAUAUGCGACCUGUUCACUGAUUUUUCCUUCCACGACAGACGCCAUUACGCAGCUCGUACUGAGGUCACGUGGAAAGUAAAAUCAAAUGUGGGGGGAUUUGCAAUCGUCUCUUCAUGAAGACUGAAACUAAUUGCUACGACCAAGGCUUUAUACAUUUAUGUUUUGAAACAACAUUGCACUGUGGCUGCCUCAUUUAGAAUUAUUAUAAUUACAUAACGUAUUAUAAGUAAGGCAGCAACGCGUCUCCGUGAGUUGUUUUUAAUUGGUUUUGCAAUUAGUGGGAUUUUAAAAUGCAACAAAGGUCUCUGAUUGUGGUAUAUGAGGUUGGACUGUUCAUAGGCGGCAAUGGCAACAUGCCGACAACAAGAAGCCUCGGGUUGCGAAAAAGAAAAUGAUAAUGAUAUAAGUAUAAAAGAUACUUCUUUUUCUGACGUCAAACUACCCGUACAAACAUACAAAAGGCCAGAUUCUGGUGUUUUUGAACAUUAUUUACAGGUCAAAACUGGUUGAAGCGUCAGUUCUCUGUACAUGUAAACAAAGCCAGUGUUGAUUCCUAUCAAGCUUUAAUUGGGACACUGUUCUGUGGACUUGAUGUUGGAGGGUUUCAUACAGUUUGGUGGCAAGCCUUCUUAAAUUGCCUGUAUGCACAAAGUCAAUAACCAGUUUCCUGUCUUUAAAAAAUGCCUCAUGGGGGGAAUUUGACUUUUCAUUUGUUCACAUUUAAAACGUACCUAAUCUUUUUGGUUGUGUGUUGUUGUAAAGUAGAUUUCUAUGUGGUAUAAUUUAUGGUGAUCAUAAUUGUUAUCAUGGAGAGUUUCUUUUCUUUUUUCUACAUACAUGAUUGACACAAUAAUUCAGAUGGGGGUGUACGCAAAUGUCUGCAAAUUAUCACUGUUAACACAGUAGGAUUUCUGCAAUGAUGUCCUUUUGCUUCCUCUUUUGUUUUUAAACACUUUCACAACUCAAGCAAAUGCAUAUGUCUUCAGUUCCAUGCAAACGCAAAUAAAAGAAAAACAACAA